Messenger RNA from Hydatigera taeniaeformis, 432 nucleotides. NCBI's taxonomy places the organism in Eukaryota, Metazoa, Platyhelminthes, Cestoda, Cyclophyllidea, Taeniidae. The record is from the annotation of a GenBank genome assembly.
AUGGCUUCGACGAGCAGCACAAUUCGCUGGCGUCAUCUCCUCUCGCCAUUCGCUGGUCAACGUAGAAUGGAAGCUAUCACAAGGCAUCACAAACACACUUCACGCACUCAACUGCAACAAACAUCCAGUCGCAAAGACCUUCAAAUGUUCCCUAAAAGCCCCUUCACAUUCGCAUGCGAAGUCACACUGACAAUCCAACACCAAUCACGCCUACUGACAAACCAGCCAAGUGCCACUCCUCCUCCUCCUCCUCCUCCCCACUCUCUCUCUCCUGGUGCUGCUGCUCUCCACCCAGACUCGCACACUAUUCGCCUUUCAAAGACACACAUCGAAAAACUGACCAAUCAUACAGCUGCCACAGGUGCUACUGCUGCUGCUGCUGCUGCUGCUGGCCUGCUGCACUCUCUUUCCACUCCACUGGGAGUCCGUUAA